AUGCUAAUUAUUUUUUAUUUAUUCUCCUUAGCAAUUUGUAUUGAUGAUCCAAUUCAUACAUCUAUAAUCUAUGGCGACAGUGAUUAAGGCUAUUAUUAUGUGAAUCUAUUUGUUGGAGAGCAUAAAUAAAAAUAAUCAUUAAUUCUUGAUACAGCAAGUUCAAUUACUACUUUUCCAUGUGUAGAUUGUAAAAGUUGUGGUAACCACAUUGAUUCAUACUAUAAUUUCAAAAUUUCCUAAACUCACAAAGUGGUCAAAUGUGAUCAAAUAAUUGGAGAAAAAUAAUGUGAUAAAUGUCUAAACAAUAGGUGCUCCUUUUAAAUUAGCUAUGCUGAAGGAUCAAGACUUGCUGGCUAUUUUAUGCAGGAUUGGUUAAUAAUGGGAGAUGAGUUUGAAGAUUUAAAAUAAUCAGAUGAAAUAGUUAAAUUAGAAUAGAUCUUAAGUGUUAUUGGAUGUACAACUUUAGAAACUAAUUUAUUUUACACAUAAAAGGCUAAUGGAAUCAUGGGGUUGUCUCCAAAGACGAAUACAGAAUUUUCCUUUCCAAAUUAUAUUGAUGAUCUCUAUCAAAAAGAAAAGGGAAGUGAAUUUCAGAAAAUGUUUACUAUUUGUAUUGGAAGGAGAGAUGGCUACAUGACUGUGGGACAGUACGAUUUUAAUAGACACCGAAAUGAUAGUUUGUAUUAUAAGGUGAAAUACGAUCAAGACACAGAUGUUUAUAAAAUAAAUGUCCAUAGCAUCAAAAUUGAUAAUAUAGUAAUCGCUGAUCACAACUUAAUAAAUUUAGGAUAAGGAGCUUUUAUAGAUUCAGGAUCGACUUUAGCUUAUGGAUCGCCUAAAUUAAGUGAAAAAUUGACUCAAUAAUUUCUUUGUUAAAAUGAGAAUUGUCCCGAUUUGCAAUAUUUAGAAGAGUUGCAUUGUUAUCAAUAUAUUCCAGAAAAACAUGGAAAUUUCUCUAAUUUUGCAUCUUAUUUUCCUAUAUUUGAGUUUGAGUUAGACAAUAAUUUUACAUUUAAGUGGAAACCUAUUAAUUAUCUCACUUUGGCAGUGAAUACAACUGAUAUAUAUUGUUUUCCACUUGCAGUAAUACCUGGCGCACCUAGGAUGAUUCUUGGAUAAGUGUGGAUGAGAAAUUGGGAUAUUGGUUUCAAUAAAUAAACUCAAGAGGUAUUAUUUGUGGAGAAUAAUUGUUCAAAUACUAAAGUGAGCCAUGAAUUCACUGAAGAGGAUAUCAUUCUCUUAGAAUAAUAGUCGCUAAAACAAAAUAAUGGCAGAAGAGUUUACAAAGAUUUAAAUUUAAAAGGAAAAUUGGAUAUAUUUUCAGAAACUCUAUAUGCUUUUGUGAUGAUAGUGUUAAUGAUCUUUUUAUAUUAUUUAUUCUUCUACCUGCUAAAGUUAAAGAAAUAAGGAAAAUAUUAAACUAUUUAAGAAAUAAAUAGCUAGGAAUGA
Paramecium tetraurelia is the source of this 1449-nucleotide messenger RNA. RefSeq lists its product as uncharacterized. Lineage: Eukaryota; Ciliophora; Oligohymenophorea; Peniculida; Parameciidae. Gene Ontology annotation, biological process: proteolysis. The record is from RefSeq and is a predicted model, not a curated record. The transcript has 5 exons. Gene Ontology annotation, molecular function: aspartic-type endopeptidase activity.